AUGGGAACAAACUGCCCGUCAGACUGUCCUGCCGAUGAUUUGUAUUUCUUGCAGACUGUGAUCGGUUCUCAGGCGAACCAAUUCACAAGUGAAGCCGAGCUGACCUGGACGCCAACUCGAGGCAUGGAAGGCCGCCUACUCUUGCUCUGCAUAGAAGCUGUUGAUGCAAUGGCACAAUUUAAUGCGCCCGGGGGUCAGAGUCCUGGAUCGUUCUGCAUCACCUACGACAUAGAGCGAUGCAACUAUUGCGUCCCCCAAGGGUUGACGCUCUCACAAAUGGCGUCAGAGUUCCAGCUCUCGAUGGACUGGGUAUAUCUGUACAAUAGCAACGCCCAGUUUCUCUCCACCGGCCCCUGGGACCCCGAGAUCGUCUAUCCCCGCAACAAGGUGAACAUUGGACCUCGGUAUCAGGUGGUGGAGGGCGAUUCCUUGCCUAGCAUCGCAGGUGAGCCGAUAUGUCAGGCCAAGGCACCUUUGACCACUGGCUGCAGCAAUGGCUCGGACGUCGGUAAAAACUAUCCUUGA
Molecule: messenger RNA, 525 nt
Organism: Guillardia theta CCMP2712
Lineage: Eukaryota; Cryptophyceae; Pyrenomonadales; Geminigeraceae
Exons: 1
Coding region: 1-525 (174 amino acids)
Source: RefSeq, a predicted model, not a curated record